Messenger RNA from Trifolium pratense (red clover), 2903 nucleotides. RefSeq names its product pentatricopeptide repeat-containing protein At4g30700. The transcript has a single exon. NCBI's taxonomy places the organism in Eukaryota, Viridiplantae, Streptophyta, Magnoliopsida, Fabales, Fabaceae. Gene Ontology annotation, biological process: RNA modification. Gene Ontology annotation, molecular function: protein binding; RNA binding; zinc ion binding. Bases 73 to 2424 code for a protein of 783 amino acids. The record is from RefSeq and is a predicted model, not a curated record.
AAUUGCUUUGCUGAACUUGAAAUGAAAUACAAACUUUGGUGACCCCAAAAGCAUAAAUGAAAAAUUGUUUCAAUGAUCCUUAGCAGUAGCAGUGGCAGACUUAGCCGCAACACACUAAUCUCUCUAAUCAACAAAGCUUGCACCUUCCCUCACCUUACUCAAAUCCACACCCAACUCAUUCUCAAUGGCUACCAUUACGACAUUGCCACCAUCACCAAACUCACCCAAAAACUCUUCGACUUCGGCGCCACGCGCCACGCACGCGCCCUCUUCUUCUCUGUUCCUAAACCCGACAUUUUCCUCUUCAAUGUCCUUGUUCGUGGCUUCUCCCUCAACGCUUCACCUUCCUCUUCCAUUUCUCUAUAUGCCCAUUUGCGCCGCAAUACUAAUCUUGCUCCGGAUAAUUUCACAUAUGCUUUCGCCGUUGCUGCUUGUUCUGGCGAUAAGCACUUGAUGCUGUUGCAUGCUCAUUCCAUUAUUGAUGGGUAUGGUUCUAAUGUUUUUGUUGGUUCUGCUCUUGUUGACUUGUACUGCAAGUUUUCGCGUGUUGGGUUUGCAAGGAAGGUGUUUGAUGGAAUGCCUGAGAGGGAUACUGUUUUGUGGAAUACUAUGAUUAAUGGGUUGGUUAAAAAUUGUUGUUUUGAUGAUUCUAUUCAGCUUUUUGGGGACAUGAUUGCAGAGGGAGUGAGGUUGGAUUCGUCGGCUGUGACUGCUGUGCUUCCUGCUGUUGCUGAGUUGCAAGAGUUGAGAGUUGGGAUGGGGAUUCAGUGUUUGGCAUUGAAAAUUGGGUUUAAUCGUUGUGAUUAUGUGCUCACUGGUUUGAUUUCGUUGUAUGCCAAAUGUGGGGAUGUAAACACGGCGAGGUUGUUGUUUGGGAUGAUUAGUAAACCAGAUUUGAUUGCUUACAAUGCCUUGAUUUCUGGAUUUACUUCCAAUGGUGAGACUGAAUGUUCUGUGAAACUUUUCAGAGAGCUGCUUUUUUCUGGUGAGAAAGUCAGUUCAAGCACAAUUGUUGGUUUGAUUCCAUUGCAUUCUCCAUUUGGUCAUCUGCAUUUGGCUUGUUCUAUUCAUGGUUUUUGUGCGAAAUCUGGUAUUAUUUUGAAUCCGACUGUUUCAACUGCACUAACUGCUAUAUACAACAAACUCAAUGAAAUAGAUUUGGCUCGCCAGCUAUUUGAUGAAUCGCCUGAGAAAACCGUGAUUGCUUGGAAUGCUAUGAUUUCAGGUUAUGCGCAGAAUGGUUUGACAGAUACGGCCAUCUCUCUUUUUAAGGAAAUGAUGAAUACUGAAUUCACUCCAAAUGCAGUUACCAUUACAACUAUCCUUUCAGCUUGUGCUCAACUCGGAUCUCUAAGUUUCGGAAAGUGGGUCCAUCAGUUAAUUAAAAGCAAAAAUCUUGAACCAAACAUUUAUGUCUCAUCGGCUCUAGUUGGCAUGUAUGCCAAGUGUGGGAACAUUUUAGAGGCAUGGCAGUUAUUUGACUCAAUGAGGGAAAAGAAUACUGUCACUUGGAAUACUAUGAUUUUUGGUUAUGGACUCCAUGGAUAUGGGCACGAAGCACUUCAGCUUUUCAAUGAGAUGUUGAAUUUGGGGUUCAAUCCAUCUGCUGUAACUUUUCUUUCAGUCUUGUAUGCUUGCAGUCAUGCUGGCUUGGUAGGCGAAGGAGAGGAAGUUUUUCAUACUAUGGUCAAUAAAUACAGGAUUGAGCCCUUAGCCGAGCACUAUGCAUGCGUGGUAGACAUUCUGGGGAGAUCUGGACAGUUAGAAAAAGCUUUGGAAUUUAUAAGGAAAAUGCCUGUUGAGCCGGGUCCUGCUGUCUGGGGUACAUUGCUUGGUGCUUGCAGGAUUCACAAAGACACCAACAUAGCCCGCUUGGCUUCAGACAAGCUAUUUGAACUCGAUCCAGGGGGCGUUGGAUACUAUGUCUUACUUUCUAAUAUAUAUUCGGAGGAGAGAAACUUCCCAAAGGCUGCUUCAAUACGACAAGUUGUUAAGAGAAGAAAACUGGCUAAGAGUCCAGGGUGCACUCUAAUUGAGGUUAAUGGGACCCCCCAUGUCUUUGUCUCUGGUGAUCGUUCUCAUUCUCAUGCCACGGAUAUUUAUGCAAAGCUGGAGAAGUUAACUAGCAAGAUGAGGGAGAUGGGGUAUCAGUCAGAAACAGUACCUGCUUUGCAUGAUGUUGAAGAAGAGGAAAAAGAGCUCGCAUUUAAUUAUCAUAGUGAGAAGUUAGCCAUAGCUUUCGGCCUUAUUACCACUGAACCGGGUACCGAGAUCAGGAUCAUCAAGAAUCUUCGGGUUUGUUUAGAUUGCCACACUGCAACUAAGCUGAUAUCAAAGAUCACAGAAAGAGUGAUUGUAGUUAGGGAUGCUAAAAGGUUCCACCAUUUCAAAGAUGGGAUAUGUUCUUGCGGCGAUUAUUGGUGAAGCUGAACUAAUAUUUUUUCAUCAGUUAAAGUUAUACGAGGCAGAAGCAUUAUGCAACCUUUUGCUUUCAUAUUAUUUAUCUUAUGAUCAUUUGAUCUGGAGUCUGGACCAUCAUGCGACCCUCCACUUGAGAAGCACAACAUUUCACAACACUGGUUGCAUAGAGGAAGUUUUAUCUGUGGUUUUACCUCAUUGUGUCCAUGGAUGAUCAAGCAUGCAGUUAUAUUUACAACAAAAUUUAUGUUCAAACUGGGACAAGGGUGUGUGUGCAUUUAAGAACAUACCAUAGUUGCAGAAACAUCUUUCAGAAAGGGGAAUUUUCUUCUGCGGAGGCUGUAGAUGAAAUCACUUGGGGUGGAAGAGUAGGCAUCUCACAUUUUGUUUUCAUAACAUGUAUACAACUGUGGAAACUGAAUGUUCUUCCUGAUAUACUUGACGUUUCAAACACAUUUAUUAAUUUUUGUGCUCAAAUUCAGAUA